Messenger RNA from Arabidopsis lyrata subsp. lyrata, 8518 nucleotides. RefSeq lists its product as uncharacterized. Bases 232 to 8427 code for a protein of 2731 amino acids. Gene Ontology annotation, cellular component: nucleus. NCBI's taxonomy places the organism in Eukaryota, Viridiplantae, Streptophyta, Magnoliopsida, Brassicales, Brassicaceae. Gene Ontology annotation, biological process: root development; embryo development ending in seed dormancy; leaf vascular tissue pattern formation. The transcript is spliced from 13 exons. The record is from RefSeq and is a predicted model, not a curated record.
ACUAAACCCAUGACACGAAAUUGUCUCGAACCAAUUAACCCAAACGAUUUCCGGUUUGCUAAAUUGAAUCUAAAACCGGACAAACCUCACCCUAAACCCUAACCCUCCGAAGCAAACAGAGAGACACAGACUCACUGUCGCCGUAUAUAUAGACAGUCGCUCUUAAACCCUUUCUUCUUCAACCACACCGUUUUCUCUCCUUCUAAUUUGUCGCUUUUUCCUUGCCGACGAAUGCAAGGGAACCACGACGGUUCCUGGCCUCUAAACGCUUCCACGAAUAGUGGAGUUCGUGGAAGCCGCAGAGGCAACGCAAACAUCAACAUCAACACCGUUCCCGGUGGAGGAUACCUUCAUCAAACGAAUCCUGUGUUUCCCAAUUUCAAUCAACCCAUUGGAUACUCCCUGCCGCAAUUUCCGGCGAAUUUUUACCGCCCUAAUUUCCCUGACUUCUCUCUCGGAAACCCUAAUUUCCAACCUCAUCAGAAUCUCAACUUCCAUCAUCAACAAAUCCCUCACCAAUUUGGGUCUGCCGCUAAUCUCUUCCUUCAAAACCAUACUCAAAGCAGCUUCUCUUUCCCUCCUCAAUCUCUUCCUAAUAAUGAUAUCAGUAUCUCUCAGAAUCACGGCGCUUUCGAAAGCUCUUCCUUGAAACGAAGACGACAAGAGGAGGAGGAUGUUGUCGUCAGAGAAGUUCCGAAAUCUAAUUUUGUUUCCGGUGAGAGUGCUAAUAAUUCCUUCAGUGUUUCUCUACCGAUCCCUAUAGCAACUGAUGAUAGUGGUGUGUCUCGAGUCCAUGGAGAGAAGUCAUCCGCAAAACCAAAGCGAAAAGUUGAAGUCUUGCGGAUUGAUAAGGCUGUGAACAAGACGCGUAAAUCAGUUGUUGCUGCUGGAGAGAGUGUAUCUUCGACUAGAGUGUCGAGAGCGGUUCUCGAAGAACUUCAGGCUGAUUCUUGGCGUUCUUUGGGUGUGCAAAUGCAAGAUGUUCCUUCCCUUCGUCAACUAAUGGCCAUUGAAGGAAAGAUCAAUGCAUUUAUUCACUGCUUCGUUGGGGCUAGAAGAAUUGUGACACUGCAUGAUUUGGAAGUGGCAAUAUGCCGGAACGAGUUUGUUGAUUCUUUUGAUGAUUUGGAAUUGGGACCUUUGCUGCAGCAUCCACUAGUCUUGCUGUAUUUUCCAUCCAUAUCUAGCUCUACUGGCCCGGUUCAGAUCACUAGUGAGGAGAUAAUAUCAUUUCUUGAUAGCUAUCUGCACACUUAUAUGACAGAAGAUGUUAAGCUCGAUGAAUUUCUGAAUUUUGUUGCAAGCCAAAAAUCAGUUACAAGCAAGGAAAAGCUUGGUGUGCGUAUUCAGAGCUUGCGGAUGUAUGUAUCUUUCAUUCUAGACGCGAAGAGACAAGAAGGUGAAACAUUGAAAGUCUUACUUACUGAGCUGCAUCAGAAGUAUCAGAUCCCCUCAUCAAAGAAACAACGACAAGAUAAACCCCUAACUGUCUCUGAGCGGGCUGACUCAUUUGCUUUACAUCAUAAGGAUUAUUGUGGCAAGCAUAUAAGAUUUGAUUCAUCAAGCUCAGAUGACAAUGAUAGUUGUUAUGAGGUUAGAAAUAAGAAUAGUUCUGACCAUUUCAAUACUUGUCCAUAUCCAUCUGUUGCGGAAGAGAUGAAGCGGCUUGGUGGCUCCAAUAAGAAAAGGAAGGGUGAAAAACGUAAUCAUGAAAAAUCUGAUUCAUCCAAACUGCUUAGAAAAUCCCCCUCUAAAUUACAAGGACAUGCGAAACAAGAGAUACCUAGAUUGACUGAUGAUUCUGAUGCUAAGAAGGUUUUCAGUGUCGAUGAGGCUGAUUUUACACUUUCUGAAGGAGAUUUAAGAUUGUUCAUUUCAACUUGGAAGGACACAUGUAAAGAGCUAAGCAUUUCAACGUUUGUCGAGAAAAUGUUGUCUUUUUACAACUUGGGGGGCUCUGAAGGACGAGCUCAGAUUAAAAGAGCUAAAGCAAUGUCAUCAUUUCCGUUUGUUGGAUUACUAAAUGUCGCUGUAACUUCAUUAAAACGUGGAAUGUGGGAUAGCAUAUAUGAUAAUUUGCAAAUGACAAGCCUUAGUGAUACGACUAAUACAGGCUCAGGAAAUCAAGUUGGUGAAAUUAACCCAAGUGAAAACAGUGAGUUAAGCAAAACUCAGCAUGUUAUGCCUCCUAAACAUAGUAACACUGUUGAAGAAAUUAUCAGAAGACUUUCCUUGUAUUUUGAGCAUGAUCUUUCUGGAGAGAAGCACAUUGGUAUCUUCAGGAAGCUACAGACUUGCGAGGUUUUGUUGGCAGAGCAAUUUCAAGUACAGGAUUUUGAGUCUCUUGGUUGGGGUGGGUUUUUCACUUUCUUGGAAAAACAUAUGUUACUACUACCAACACAACUUCAAAGGUUUCUAUCUAGAGAAUUACUGGAAGAGUUUCCUCUGGAGGUCCACGUGAAUGAGAAUCUGUUGACUCUUCUGCUUUCGCAAGCUUCUGAAUUUUCAGGUGGUAAUGUGAUAUCUAGACAAACAGUAAAUCGACUGCUUGCAGAACAAUUUCCGUCAAUCAAUUUUAAGGUUGUCGGAAGAAAUUCAGAGGAAAAUUUCACUGAAAUCAUUGGUAAGGAGAAGUCUUGUUCUAAAUGUGUGCUCUUUUCUGCAACAUUGUCGGGAGCUGAAAACUCUUUGACCAGUAAAUAUCUAGAAGAAUCCUUGACAGUGGGGAAUGAUACUGAAGCAAGAGGCAGCACUCUUAAUGCUGUUGCAUCCAAAGAGGUUUUAGAUGUUUUGCUUAGGGUUCCGUUGUUGUCAGACUUGAAUUCAUGGUGUCACUGGGAUCUUAGGUAUGCUCCACAGUUUGGUCCUCUUUUGGGCUGUUUAAAUGAGAUUAAUUCAAAAGAUCUGCUGUGUCUAGUGACAAGGGAUGGUAAGAUUAUCAGAACAGAUCCUUCUGCAACAGCAGAUUCAUUCUUGGAGGCUGCUCUUCAAGGAUCUGCUUACUGUACUGCUGCACAGUUGUUGUCGUUGAUAUCAUUGAAUGGACGAACACAUCUACCGUUUUCCCUUCUAAAAUGCUAUGCAAAACGUGCAUUUGAAGUUUUUUUUGAUAACCAUUCCGAGGAGAUGGAGCUUAAUAAUAGGAAUUCUCUUGUGCAAAUGCAUCGGCCAGAACAGCUUAGUACUUCUUUGGACAAAAUGAUAGUUGUAGGAGAGAAAACUAAAGCGGCUAAAAGUGACUAUGCUGCCUCUAAGUUUCUUCUUGAUUGUCUGGGCUAUUUACCUGGGGAGUUUCGCAGUUUAGUUGUUGAUAUCUUGCUACCAGGUCUACGUUCUGUUGUUAAAGAUGCUCCUACAAGAGUUUUGUCUGCAUGCAAGCAAACAGAGCAACGCAUCAUGCUGCAUGAUGCCGGAUUGCUGCUUGGCAUUGUUGAGUGGAUUAGUGAUUACCAUAUGUUUUGCUCAUCAUGUUCUCCGAACUCUUCAAUAGUGGAGAGUGCUUCGUCCAACUUAGAUUCUGUCGCAGGUUCUGUGCAAAAAGAAUUGGAGGACCCAAUUCAGACCGAACAAAGAUGCAUGAUCGUAUCAGAGAAGGCUUGCCAGGACAAAAAAGAACCUCAUGAAUCUUGUCACACUUUUGGUGAUUCUGGGACUUUAUGUGAUUCUGUUGGGGAGGCUUUCACCCAGACUGCGCCUGAGUUUCAUGAUAAUCCAGCCUCUGUUAUUGAUUCAAUCAGACGGGAUGAGUUUGGGUUAGAUUUAACUUCUUCUGGCUCUGAGAUGAGUAUGCUGCAGAAACAACAUGCUCGGUUAGGAAGAGCACUUCAGUGUUUGUCCCAGGAAUUGUAUUCACAAGAUUCACACUUCAUUCUUGAACUUGUUCAAAAUGCUGAUGACAAUAAGUACCCUGCACACGUGGAACCCACACUCACAUUCAUUCUUCAAAAGACCGGGAUUGUUGUUUUAAACAACGAGUGUGGCUUCAUGCCUGAGAACAUUCGGGCCCUGUGUGAUGUUGGUCAAUCCACAAAGAAAGGAUCUGGUGGAUACAUAGGGAAGAAAGGAAUUGGCUUCAAGUCAGUGUUUCGGGUUUCUGAUGCUCCUGAGAUCCACUCAAAUGGUUUCCAUUUCAAGUUUGAUAUUAGUGAGGGUCAGAUUGGAUAUAUUUUGCCGACUGUUGUUCCUCCUCAAGAUAUUGAAUCGCUUAGCAGCAUGUUAUCUGGCCGUGCUUUACACCUGAAGGAUGCAGGAUGGAACACUUGCAUUACACUUCCUUUCAGAAGCAUUGAUUCCGAAGGAACAACAGUGAAUCACAUUGAACCUAUGUUUUCAGACCUUCAUCCUUCUUUAUUACUCUUCCUACAUCGCCUCCAGUGCAUAGUAUACAGAAAUGUGCUUGAAGAUUCUCUCUUGGUCAUGAGGAAAGAGGUUGUGAGCAAUAAUAUCGUAAAGGUUUCAUGUGGGGAAAAUAGCAUGAUAUGGUUUGUGGCAUCAGAGAAAUUAAAGGCUGCCAAUCUUCGUGAUGACGUUCAGACAACAGAGAUUUCGAUAGGAUUCACCCUUGACAUGCUGGAAGAUGGAACUUACAGAUCAUGUAUGAUUCAAGAACCUGUUUUUGCUUUUCUUCCUCUAAGAACUUAUGGUUUGAAAUUCAUUAUACAAGGGGAUUUCAUUCUUACAUCAUCAAGGGAGGAUGUUGAUGAGGAUAGUCCUUGGAACCAGUGGCUGUUGUCAGAGUUUCCGGGUUUGUUUGUGGAUGCUCUAAGGUCCUUUUGCAGUCUUCCUUCUUUCACCCAUAAUCUGGGUAAAGCUGUGUCCUCAUACAUGCAGCUUGUACCUCUCGCUGGGGAAGUGCAUGGGUUCUUUUCUUCUCUCCCUCGUUCUAUUAUAUCUAGAUUGAGAACAACAAAUUGCUUGCUGCUUGAGGGAGACGGUGAAGAAUGGGUUCCUCCUUGCAAGGUUUUAAGAAACUGGAAUGAAAAGAUAAGGGUUCUUCUUAAGGAUGGAUUGCUUCAGGAGCAUCUUGCUUUGGGCUUUUUGGACAAAGAUAUUGUUUUGUCAGAUUCCCUGUCAAGGGCACUGAGCAUUGAAGACUAUGGACCGAAGACUUUGGUGCAGAUUCUUUCUUCAUUGAGUCACAAGAAUGGUUGUCUACAAUCAAUGGGCUUUACAUGGUUAUCGUCUAUUCUUACUGAACUUUACAUACUAUUCCGUUCUUCUGGGCAUGGUAAUGUAGAGUUAGGUAUAGAUAAGACUCUUAUAGAUGACCUUCACAGGAUCCCAUUUAUUCCCCUGUCAAAUGGUAAGUUCACCGCUUUAGAUGAAGGCGCAGUAUGGUUGCACCAUGACACCACUGGGUUAGAUCUUGGUGAUGUAUUUGAAGCAUUUCCUGUGUUAUAUGGAAAUCUCCGAACCAUUGAUCAUUCCCUUCUUUUGGCGUCUUCGGUUGAUGAAAAAUCCUCUGUGGAUGACCUCGUAAACAUGCUUUGUGCAAUUGGCGUUCAAAAGCUGUCAGCACAUGAAAUCAUCAAAGUUCAUAUAUUACCAGCCUUUGAGGCAAGGAGUACAGAUACAGUGGAGGGUUUGAUGGUUGAUUACUUAUGCUUUGUGAUGACACAUCUACGAUCUAGCUGUCAUAUUUGUCAUAAUGAGAGGAACUACAUUAUUUCUGAGUUAAGAAGCAAAGCUCUGGUAUUAUCAAAUUAUGGGUUGAAACAGCUCGGUGAGGGGUCAAUUCAUUUCGGUGAAGAAUUUGGAAACCAGGUCAACAUGAAGAAGCUUACGAAAAACCUGGAUAUUUCAUGGCAUGUGGUUGAUGGUACCUACUUGAAACAUCCAGCAUCAAAAUUUUAUGCAUGCGGAUUGAAGGAGUGGCGGGAAUUUUUUCAAGAGAUUGGAAUAGCGGAUUUUGUUCAAGUGGUUCAAGUUGAAAAGACCAUUGCUGAGUUUUAUUCUGUUUCACGUUGUGAAAAGUAUGAUAUCAACUUGUUAUCUCCUGAGUUAACUGUUAAAGACUGGGAAUCCCCAGAACUAGUUAAUCUCUUGUCUCUCUUGCACAAAAGUAAUGGCCGCAAAGGUUGCAAGUACCUGAUGGAAGUCCUUGAUAGACUGUGGGAUGAAUGUUACCAUGAAAAAACAACUGUUAACUAUAACUCAGGUACGCAUGGUGUCAUCAGAUCAUCAGAAUCUUCAUUUAUGAGGGUAAUUUGUGAUUCUCAAUGGAUAGUUUCAAGCAUGGACAGCGAAUUGCAUCUUGCAAAAGGCCUCUAUCAUGAUUGUGAUGAUGUGCAGUCUAUACUUGGCAUGAAUGCUCCCUAUGCAGUUCCUAAGGUUACAAGUGUCAAAUUACUUAGUGAUAUUGGUUUUAAGACCAAAGUUUGCCUCGAUGAUGCUCUGGAAAUCCUAGAAGCUUGGGUACACUGUGGAGACAAUUUCAAAUCAAGCAUCUCUCAGAUUACCAGAUUUUACAAAUAUAUGUGGAAUGAAAUGGCUGAUUCAAAGCAGAAAAUAACUGAAAAGCUUCAUACUAUCCCGUCUGUAUUUGUACCACAUGGAAAUGGAAGUAGGCAGAAUGAUAUGGUAUCUGGAAUAUUCUUGUCACUUGAUGAUGUUUACUGGAAUGAUUCUGCUGGCGUUUUAGAUGAGAUAAAAGAGAUCAGUUCGCAGAUCAGUAGCGUUGUGGAACCAUUGCGUAGGAAAUCAUUGUGCAAUAUCUAUCCAGUUCUCCAUGACUUUUUUGUGAAUGGGUGUGGAGUACCUGAGACGCCUUCGUUUCAAGAGUACCUUAAAAUUCUAGGGCAGUUUGCACAUAAUGUGUCACCCUCAUGUGCUGCCAAGGCUGUCUUCAAAAUUUUCCUGAAGUGGAGUGAUGACUUGAACUCUGGCAAAUCUUCCGAAGAUGUUGUUCAUUUUAAAGAGAGACUUUCAGAACUCGAGUACACUGUACUUCCUACUGAAAAUGACAAGUGGGUUUCCUUGCACUCCUCGUUUGGUCUAGUAUGUUGGUGUGAUGAUGAGAAGUUAAAGAAGAGAUUUAAGAAGAAGGAUAACAUUGAGUUUAUUAACUUUGGGGAAAAUGAUGACGAAGAGCAAGAAGUGCUUCAAACAAAAGUGUCUGGGCUCAUGCACAGCUUAGGCAUUCCAAGUAUUUCUGAGGUGGUAAAGCGUGAAGCGAAAUAUGAAGGUUUGCAAGAUAAUACUGUAACAGUAUCACUUGUUAACUGGGCUCUGCCUUACGCACAGCGAUAUAUCUUUACUCUUCAUCAUGAGAAGUACACCCAAACAAAAAAGACAGUCCAUAGUCAAGUCAAACGUCUACAAGUCUUUGUUGUUGAUAAGUUAUGCUAUAGGAAUGUCAUACCGCAACAUGGCAUUAGCUCUAACAGGGAGUUCAAAUGCAGCGCUCUUCUGCAGGAUAAAGCUCUGUACACAACACCAUGUCUAGAUUCCCAUUCCAUGUUCAUGGAACUGUCUCGUUUGUUUUUCAACGGAGUUCCUGAUCUGCAUUUGGCAAAUUUCCUUCACUUGAUAAAAACUAUGGCGGAAUCUGGGUUGAGCGAGGAGCAAAUGGACUCAUUCAUUCUGAACAGUCAAAAAGUUCAUCAGAUUCCUGAUGGUGAAAAGAUCUGGUCCCUUAAAUCUGCUGUUAAAGCGAAGAAGAAAGCUGGAAUACGCUUGAGUUGGUUACCUUCAAGUUCCAAAACAGGACGUGGUUCUAGCAAGACUAACACUGAUGAUUCUAAACAAGAGCUGGCCUCUAGCAGCAGCAAAGAGUAUGUAACAGAGGCUCUUGAGGAAAAAAUACCGACUGAAACCGAUACCAACUUGGUUUCUGGAUAUGAUAAUUGUGCAGGCACAAGUUCACGAGCUAGUGAGCCAAACCCAUUGCAUUCUAUGCAUAUGAUUAGUGGCUCAACCUCAGGGAAUCAGGCUGCUAUUCACCUCAACCCAAAUCUUCCACAUGAAUGGAACAAUUCCUUCACAGCUAAUUUCAGCGAUAGAGAUCAGCUUCAUACCGGCACACCUUGGGCUGCACAAGCGCAACAGACCGGUAGAAAAGGUGAAGAAAUCGCGUAUAGAUACUUUGUUGCAAAAUACGGCAAUGAGGCUCUGGUUAGAUGGGUUAACGACCAGAGCGAAACUGGUUUACCUUACGACCUACUGAUCGAAAACCGGGGUGGUAAGAAAGAGUACGUAGAGGUGAAAGCAACGGUUUCUACACGGAAAGACUAUUUCAACUUGACAGUGAGGGAAUGGCAAUUUGCAAGUGAGAAAGGAGAGAAUUACAUAAUUGCUCAUGUUUUGUUAGGAAACAGUAAUGCAAUCCUCACACAGCAUAAAAACCCGGUCAAGUUAUGCCAAGAAGGUCAUCUCCGGUUAUUGAUUCUCAUGCCUAACCAGAGAAACGAGGUCAAUGUUUCAUUUUAAAGACCCAAUCAAUCACUUUCUCUUGUCAAUUAGAUGUUGUCGUUGUACAAUGUUACUAUUAAUUAAUUUUAAAAUUAAAUUCUUUCAAACA